This is a messenger RNA of Dendrobium catenatum, 1765 nucleotides long. Its product is annotated as endoglucanase 11. Bases 188 to 1765 code for a protein of 525 amino acids. Gene Ontology annotation, molecular function: hydrolase activity, hydrolyzing O-glycosyl compounds. Lineage: Eukaryota; Viridiplantae; Streptophyta; Magnoliopsida; Asparagales; Orchidaceae. Gene Ontology annotation, biological process: carbohydrate metabolic process. The transcript is spliced from 5 exons. The record is from RefSeq and is a predicted model, not a curated record.
AAACUCUGUCUCUCUUCCCUCUUCGCUCUUCCCCUUCCUCAUUUUCACUCUCUCCUCCUCCCGAUUUCCAGCACAUUGUGUUUUCUUGUCACAUGCUCUGUUUCCCCCUCCCACAUAAUAAGUUCCAAACAUCCCCGUCCUAAUUGCUAGAAUCCUCCCAACUUCUUCACUGUCCUCUCCAGCUCCAAUGGUUUCCAUCUCCAUUGUUUGCCUCCUCUCUCUCUUCCUCCUUCUUCCCUCUCCGACCAUCACCGCCGCCUUCAACUACAAAUCAGCCCUUUCAAAAUCCAUCCUUUACUUCGAAUCACAGCGCUCCGGCCAUCUACCCCACACCCAGCGCGCCACCUGGCGCCACCACUCCGGCCUCGCCGACGGCUUGCAGCAAGGAGUGGAUCUAGUCGGAGGCUACUAUGACGCCGGCGAUCAUGUCAAGUUCGGGCUACCGAUGGCCUUCACGGUGACGAUGCUGUCGUGGGGCGCGGCGGAGUACGGCGAGGAAAUAGCCGCCGCCGGUGAGGAAAGACAUGUCUUGGAGGCGAUCAAGUGGGGGACGGAUUACUUCGUUAAGGCGCAUACGGAGGCUAAUGUGCUUUGGGCAGAGGUGGGUGAUGGAGACACUGACCACUACUGCUGGCAACGGCCGGAAGACAUGACAACCCCCAGACAAGCCUACAAAAUUGACACCAACAAACCCGGCUCAGACCUUGCCGGCGAGACGGCCGCCGCCAUGGCCGCCGCCUCCAUCGUCUUCCGAAAAUCCGACCCCCAUUACUCUCACCUUCUUCUACAUCAUGCACAGCAGCUGUUCGAGUUCGGAGAUAAGUAUAGGGGGAAUUAUGAUAAGAGUGUGGAGAAGGUGAGGAGCUUCUAUGGGUCGGUGAGCGGCUACAUGGACGAGCUGCUAUGGGCGGCAUUGUGGCUACACAGAGCUACAGGGAAGAGAGAGUACUUGGAUUAUGCUGUGGCGAAUGGGGUCUUUUUCGGUGGCACGGAAUGGUCCAUCAAGGAGUUCAGUUGGGAUGUUAAGUUUGCUGGCAUUCAAGUUCUGGCUGCAAAGAUACUGUUACUGAAGGAAGAACCGCUGACAGAGAAUCAUCAGAAAGUGCUCCAACAAUACAGAGCAAAAGCAGAGCAUUACAUAUGCUCCUGCCUCAACAAGAACAACAAUGGCAGCAAUGUGCUUCGCACUCCGGGCGGCCUUCUGUUUGUAAGACCAUGGAACAACAUGCAGUAUGUUUCUACAGCAGCUUUUCUCCUCACCAUAUACUCUGACUAUCUUACAGCAGCAUCAGAGAAAGAACUUCAUUGCUAUGAAGGAACCGUCCCAGCAGCAGAUCUCUUAGACUUUGCAAAGACACAGGCUGACUACAUUCUGGGCAACAAUCCAAAUGGUCUCAGUUAUCUUGUCGGUUUCGGUCGCAGGUACCCUACAAGAGUUCAUCAUCGCGGCGCUUCCAUGGUGGCUUACAGGGAGAGCCAAGGGUUCAUUGGAUGUACACAGGGAUAUGAUGAGUGGUACUCGCGGCGAAAGCCGAAUCCAAAUGUGAUUGUUGGAGCAAUUGUUGGGGGGCCUGGAUUGAGAGAUGAGUUCCUGGACGAACGAGGGAACUAUAUGCAGACAGAAGCAUGCACUUAUAAUACAGCGCCAAUGGUUGGAGUGUUUGCCAAGUUGAAUUCUCUUGCACAGACAAAUCUGUCAAAAGGGUCACUUCCAGGAGGGCUAAAGUGCUUGGGAAGCUCAGAGUUGGCAGCUGAACAAAAUUGA